This is a messenger RNA of Folsomia candida, 2127 nucleotides long. RefSeq lists its product as uncharacterized. The transcript is spliced from 6 exons. NCBI's taxonomy places the organism in Eukaryota, Metazoa, Arthropoda, Collembola, Entomobryomorpha, Isotomidae. The coding region runs from base 181 to 1797 and encodes 538 amino acids. The record is from RefSeq and is a predicted model, not a curated record.
UGCAACACGUUUUUAAUAUUUCCAGUGCUUUACUUAACUGAGUCAUUGUUGGUUUAGACAUCAACGGUUAAACACUGUCGAAACUAUACACAAAACGCCAUAAGAUUUUUGUAUUAGCACUUCUUUAACUCUGUUUCAAUUCAAAGUAAAACUACUUCAAGCACAUUUACACUUACAAUUAUGAACGCCAUAAUGGAGGAGACCAUGGAGGGGGAUUGUGAGGGGAAUAAUUCACUGAGUGAAUAUAGUGACUCGUUGAUGGAGGAUAAUUUGGGAGGUUCUGGCGUUCAUCCGGCGUUGCUAAAUCCAGUGAUUCUGGACAUAAUUUUCGGAUUCCGAACCAUAUCCGGACUCAAGAGGUGUCGCAGAGUUUGCCGAACAUGGGAAAAAGUUGCCACCCCGAUACUUGCCAAGAGGACGUAUUUCUCUGUAAACAAUUAUUGCAUUGAGUCCAAAUCGACUGAAAAACCAAUCUUACUUCGUCGCAUUACUUGCGAAAGUGAUAACUUUGGCAGCGAGACGAAUGAGCAUGACUUUUUUGCAUUUGCUAAUCAACGAGGAGAAAGUGUUCAUGAACUUAAGUUGUAUGCAAACUCUGACUUUUUAUCCAGCUUCACAGGCUCGCUCUCCACUCGAAAUAGAUUUCCAAACUUGAAAAAAAUUGUGAUAUGUGAAAGAGACUUUGAGUUUGAUGAAAGCGUGGACUUUUCUACUCCUCGGUUUGAUCCUUUAUUGUCAAACGAGCUUGCAAAUAUGUCAAACAUUCGGUGCAUAGAAACCCAUGUGGAAGAAAUGAGCAGAUCGAGAGAUGUUUAUCACGCAAAUGUGCAAAAGUUGAUAAGAAUGUCGCCAAACUUGGAAGUGUUGAAGAUUACUGAUCAUUUUUACCCUGACUUGACAACCUGUGGCAAACUAAAGACAUUGGAAUGGACUGGAAAUCCAAUAUCACUGAAGGAUGACAUUUUUGGAAAUGAUGACCUUGUUGAAGUGGGGAUUGAGGACAACUUUAGCUUGGCGAAAUUUUUCAAAAUGACGGAACAGGUGAAAAAUUCUCUCCAAAAAUUGGUAAUUUCAUCGUCCACGGACUUGUUCAUCUCAAUGGAGCUCCCCACAAUUGAGGUCGAGGAUCAUUCCUUCAGUUUUCCCUAUUUCCCCAACCUUACAGAAUUUUGUUUCGACUCUGUAAAUUUGUACGAAAUCAAAUUUGAGCAUGCAACGCAGAAACAGCUACCGUCCUUACGAAAACUAAGGCUGUGUGAAAACGACCAUGGGAUGCGAAAAUUCUUGGACGGCACAAUUUUCAAUAUCUCGACCUGCUGGCGAAGUGUGGAAAGCCUUUCACUGGGUCAACUUUUCUACGACGAGUCAGACUAUUCAGCACAAUUGUUUCCCAAGAUUGGCCAAAUAUUUCCAAACCUGAUUCACUUGGACGUGACCAUCUGCAAUGGGAGUGGCGCAGGAACGCAGCUACUCGACUCUUGCCUCGUCUCUUUAUCGAAAUGUUUCAAGAAGCUGGAAAAUUUGACAAUUCGAUUGGACUGGCAAAUCACUUUACCAGAAUUAAUUUAUGUUACGUCUCUCCCAUUCUCCGGGCUAAAAACUCUCAAACUUGUCAACUGUAAUUUUAAUCAGGCUUCUGUGAAGGAUGAGGGGUAUGGAAAAUUGUGCAACGGAUUAUCGCCCGUCAUACCCAAUAUUACUUUGCAGGGAUUCGUAUAUGAGUUUAGUGGAAGCAGUCUUCCCAAGAUGCACAAAUGGAUUGAGGAGCACAAAGGAAAUAUUAUUUUUCUGCAUUAAGUAACGACUUUGUAAUGAUAUUUCAUAAAUGUACCAUUUUUGUACUAAAACGAUAUCCAUAACGUAAAGAAUCUGCAUACAUAUUUUUUAAUAUAUAAUUUUAUAAUUUUAUAAAUAAUUUUAAUACAUAAAUACUGUAAGAUUCCCUAACCGUUGGUGUUAAUAGCACUAUGAAUGUGUAAAUAAAUUGUACUGGAGGUUAAAUAAUGCGUCGUAAAUAUAUGUAUACCUACAAUUAGUAUUAUAUAGUUAUGUCCAUAUAUGUACAUUUACAUUUUUAAUCAAACUGGAUACAUUAGGCAAACCUUCAAAUUACAUAGAUUUUGUAGA